CAACGACCCGGUCUACAUACAUACGUUCCCCGGAAAAACCAAGCCCCGAAACUCAAAUUUCAAAAGUCAUUUCAUAAAUUGGACGCCCAAAAUUUUCACGCACGCAAAGAUCGUGAAACUUGACAGUUUUGGGCAAAGUGCUGAAGUGGUACUCAGAGUGUGAACUACAUUGGAUAAGAAUUCAAAGAAAUCAAAACAAAAUCGCAUACAAACAAAUAAAUAAACAAACCGUUAAAAAGUGCUGAAUAUGUAGGCAAGAAAUUGGGGCGCUAAAGACAAUUUUUUUGAUUACGCGGCGAUAUAAUUCGUUAAGUCGAAAUAAAAAUAAAUAAAUAAACAAGAAUCAGAGUCUUGUGACACAAAUUUUAAAACUACUUAUUACUACACAUUUGGGCUUUAAGCGGUAAAGACAGAGUUGGAAAAAAUGGUUGGAGGCGCAGAACUAAAUAAACUCCUGAUGGUAACCGUUUCAAUGUUGGCUGUUUCCUGCAUGGUGCUCUCACAUCCCGCCAUCGAAGAAGAUCAAAUGAUGGCAGAUGAUUACGACUACGGAGAACCCAAUGAUCAAAGUCAGCAAAGUAAGUCUGGUACCAGCGCCUCUUCUUCAUCCAGUUUUCCAAAGAUGCCCAGCACUUGGACCAACCGGACGAAAGUUGAUGUGACUGGAAUUCUGGGCCAGAACAUUGUACUGAAAUGCGAUGAUAAAGUUGGCAAAGACAAUGUCGUUCUCUGGUAUCAAGGAAAAAAUUUGGUCUCAAAUGGAAAUAGCGUGCUAGUUCCCAACUUUAGUCUCAACCCUAAGACAUAUGAGCUGACAAUACUGCACUCGAGCCCACAAAGUUCUGGCGACUACUAUUGUGAGGUGGAACCACAAAAAAUCCGUGUUCACACUAAAGUUAUUGUGCUGGAGCAUGAGCAUUCCCUGGAUGCUAUAGCACCAGAGAGUUCUACAUCGGCCCAAAGUCAUGUGACGAUCACGCUCUGGUUGCUGGCGGCCGCUUCGAGUAUGGUUCUGUACCAUUUUAAAAUAAAUAUAUAGAGUACCUUAGCAUAACGCACAGAUUUACAUUUAAAUUUAAUGUCCAUUGGAUAUGCUUGAAAGCGUUUCUGUCUCCCUAAAACUUGAUUACAUCUGCAUAAGUAUAUAAGAAAAAAAAAAAGAUGAAGAAUUAUAGGUCUUGUUAAUUGGAAAAUUUUGUAAUUGUAAAGACAAAAUCAAUUUAUUUAUUAAAAGCCAAAGUAUACAAAAGCA
Molecule: messenger RNA, 1252 nt
Organism: Scaptodrosophila lebanonensis
Lineage: Eukaryota; Metazoa; Arthropoda; Insecta; Diptera; Drosophilidae
Gene: babos
Exons: 3
Coding region: 425-1039 (204 amino acids)
Source: RefSeq, a predicted model, not a curated record